Molecule: messenger RNA, 1875 nt
Organism: Diabrotica balteata
Lineage: Eukaryota; Metazoa; Arthropoda; Insecta; Coleoptera; Chrysomelidae
Source: the annotation of a GenBank genome assembly
AUGUUUCCUGAUUCACAAACCGAAAUGCAGCAUACCAGUGACCACGAUAAAAAUGAAAUUAAUCAGAUAAAGUUAAACCUAAAUAUUUCUGAUAUUAGCGGUGAAAAGACUCAUACUAGUGAGUCUUUUGAACCCGUUUCCUCGAGUACUGAUGGCUUAAAUCAAAGUGGGUCAAGCCCGAGAAAAAUGUUAAGUAAAAUUAGACUGUCCAUUAACAAUGGAGAAGAUAUUGAAGAUUUUUUAGUUUUUUAUAUAACGCCAAAAGAGGAACAGUCGACAGCCAUUAAGGAUGUUUUAAACAUCAUUGAUAAACUAGAAUUGACUGGAGUACAAAGCAAACAUUUGUGGGAAAAUGUCUUUGAAAGUCUUCAAAACAGCGAUACAUAUGUAAGUGACAAAGAAAAAAUAGCGACAAUUCACGAAUUAAUUAAGGAGAAAUAUAGAUUGGCCUUAGAGGUGGAUGACGACCAAAAUCAAUAUUGUCAUGCAUCUGGUAAUCAAUGUACCAAUUUGCAUUGCUAUGGAAGAAACCGUACUUCAACUACUUCAAUAUUGAAUAAACCCGAUUCUACGCUAAAGCUAGAAAGUGCACUGCAUCCACAGAACGUACUAGAAGAUUGCCUUUUAAAAGUUGGACCUAGUUUGACAGAAUAUAGUCCUAUUACACCAAGGUACGAAAAAUUGUUUUCAACGACACCUUUCACGAAUACUAGGAAUGCGACUGGGUCAGAUGAUAAAACCGCCGAGAAUUCAAUUUCCAUUUACAGAAACAAAAACAGAAACUGCGAAAACGCUGAUGAUCGGCGUUUAGAAGAAAAUAUAAAUAUUUUGACCAACCACAAAACACAUAAUUUACUUAAAAAGUAUGCUACGCAAAAUGAGCUGAUCAAUCAAAGUUCGAGGGCCGUGAAUGUGUGUAGAAGUUAUCCAGACUUUUUUGAUCCACAGGUCAUCGUGGAAUCUGAAAAGAUUUUAUUGUUAGCAAAUAUAAGAAAAGAGGCUAUACACAACGCACUACAAAGAUUAGACAUUGAUACUGAAGAUUCCAUAACGUCCGGUACACUAAAAAUCGAAAAUAUAUCUUUAUACACAAAAAGUAUGAGUUCUAGAGCUUCUCAGCAGCUUAACAGCUAUUACGUUUGCGUGGCCCACUACGGAACUACUGUUUAUGCAACAAAAACAGUUCAGCAGUAUUUCAAUACAAUAAUUAAAUUUGAAGAUAUUUUCACUUUCGAGAAUAUUAAUUCAGAUUUUGAAGUAACAGUUAGCAUUUACGGACUUCAGCAAAAGAUGCCACAACAUUCAAUAUGGCCACCAAAAAUAAAGGGACUAAAAUUACCUCUGCCUAACAUUGUAAAAGAAUCAUUUUUCGUUCUGUGGGGUACACGCACCAUCAGACCUUGUCAAAGACAUUAUAGUAUAUACGAUCUCCAGAAAACUCCAUUAGACUCACCGAUCGUUAGUACAUUCAAAGCAAACGUUACCAUUGAUUUCGUUAUUCGUGUGAGAGAGACAGGAUACCUCACUUUAGGUAUCGUAAUCCAAGACUACAUCCGUUGGGACGAAAAGUGGUGUAUAUUAGAAGGAUAUAAACUAAAAUAUUGGGACUCUCAACAGGAUGCAAUCAGUCGUUCACCGGAGGGUGAGAUAAAUUUGAAAAGUUGUGUUUCGUAUCAACUUGAUGAUGAUCUUGAUGAAGAUAUCUGCCCAAAUCCUACAACUGUAUGUAUAACUAUCAAAGAUGAAAGAAACAAGAGAAAAUAUUUUUUCUUAUCCACUGAUGACCUCGCUGACUUCGAAAAAUGGACCCAACAGAUAAACACUGUAUUCUUUCACUUGAAAAAAUGGACUCAGGGUGGCAAUCGUCGACGAUAA